Molecule: messenger RNA, 2005 nt
Organism: Plectropomus leopardus (leopard coralgrouper)
Lineage: Eukaryota; Metazoa; Chordata; Actinopteri; Perciformes; Serranidae
Product: transmembrane protein 26-like
Source: RefSeq, a predicted model, not a curated record
GUUUGGGCUGCAGACAGCCUGCUCUCUGGGAUCUUAACUUUGAGGAAUAGCGGUGAAAGCAGCAGUGCACGAUACUGACCUGCAACCAGCCGGCGGGAUGUUCCUGUUCAAGUUUAUCUGCGCUGUUAUCACCAGAGGUUUAUUCAUCCUCGUCUCUCUGACCGGCGUCUGGAGGGUGACAUGGGUGAAAAAAGACCCCAGUUAUUGGUUUUUGACUUUUCUUUUUUUGCCGCUUGUGGUUGAAAUGAUAAUAACGCUGAAGAGACGCAAGGGGAAAGAUUACAAAUGGUUUUCUCCUCCUAUCUUCCUGUUUCUUAUCAGUAUCAUUCCCUCCAUCUGGAUCCUGGAGCUCCACCACCAGCAAGAUAAAGUCAGCGACCCUCAGUGCAGUAAGCUCGACUCUUGGGAGAACGUGCGUAAGGUGAUCACUCUGAACGAGACUGUGGGAAACAAGACAUACCAGGACUAUCUGAAGAAUUUUAACCAGGUUUUAUCAACUGUCUGUUCCAACGACUGGAUCCUGGCUCUUCAUCAGAUCCUGCUCAUUCUCCUCAUUGUGGGGAAGUGGCUUCUCCCACUGGGAGGCGGAGUCACGCGUGACGAGCUCUCGCAGCUUCUCCUAAUUUUUGUCGGCACUGCGGCCGACAUCCUCGAAUUUACUAGUGAGACGCUGUCAGAUGUCAAAGAAAACAGCCCUCAGCUGGUCUACAUCAUCUUAGCUGUAUGGACUUGGAGCAUGCUGCAGUUCCCCCUACAUCUGGCCGUGGUGAACUCCAAGAAAGACGCAGAGGGUGAGGAGGGGGACCAGGAGCAGUCCCUCUUAAGUAAACACAGCACGGACAUGUGGAGCAUCGUGGAGGCCUUGUUUAUCCAGGACGGGCCUUUCCUGGUGGUCAGGCUCACUGUCAUGACUUAUUUCGACGUCUUCCACCAGAUGCUGGUGUUCUUUGCCAUCAAGAAUUUCCUGGUGGUCAUACUGAACUUUUAUAGGCUGAUUAUUAUAUGCCAGGACUUUAGACCUUCUAGGAGCGGCACCAGCAGGAGCAGCCCCAUCCCAUGUGUUUGACAAGUCAUCUCACGGUUGAAUCGGGGAGAUGGACAGUUGUUACACCUGAAGUUUGAGCACAAAAAAAAUUGUUUUGUUUUCUUCCUACCCAAAACUGUGAACAAAUAUUUUCUAUACUUGCGAGGCGAUGCCAAGUUCACAUUCGACACUUGACUCAUUUUGAAGUUCAUUGACAAUCCCUGUGGAGCUAACCUCAGAAAAAACACUAAUGUUUAUUCAGUAUUUAAAUGUGACUUUGUGUGCACAAAAAUAGGCUAAAACCUGGUUUUAGUCAUGUAUUAAGAUGCCUUACUUUUCAGACUGUACCUGGUCUGACAUUUAAAAAAGGGGGAAAAGCAGGAAGCAGAGUAGAACAGGAAAAGGGUGUGGGGGUCCAAGUGAAACAUACCACAUGUAAACAGAUAAUGUACAUUACUAAGCCUGUCAGCACAAUAAAAUGAACAAAAGUAGUCCCAGAGCACCACCGGUGCAGUGCCAGCACCUACAGUAACUGGAGACAGGCUACUGUUUAGAUAAGGAUCGAAAAUUUUCUAACAGUGACAACAGGAAGACAGAGAGAUACAUGAGAUGACAGUAGGGACUGUAAAGUGUUGGCUCAAGCUGAGAACAAGGGACCACAAUUUCCUCAUCUUAACCCAUACAGGACGCUGAAACUAAAACUGAAAACAUCUGAUAGAACUUUGAUAAAACCAGUAUAUCAACAAUGGAUAAGGAAGGAACAACUUUGAUCAUUUUGGACAUCUGAAUGGGGAACUAUUUUUCCAAACUUUGAUUGAUGGUGUUUUGUAUCCCUCGUAUAAUCAGUCUUUAACGCCAUGUAACCUGGAUUGAUAUCAGUUUUCCCGUGCUAUAUUUAGAUGCCUUCUACAAGCUAUUUGACCAUUUGAUAUCUGAGCAAAUUGUUUGCUUUCUUUGGAAAACACAGGAAAAAAGGCAAUG